CACAAAUACACACUUGUAAGACACUAAUUUGUUUAUACGUCUUACAUGUCUUAUACGUCGACACCAAUUUGUUUCGAGUAGACAACACAAAUCUCAUAUUAUAUUCGUAUGUGUACCAAAUUACAGGACCUACUUACACAGAGAACUAGUCGAAUAUCCUAUGCUUUCAUUUGUCUUACUUUUCAUAAUUUAGGGAAAAGGAGGGACUAGUCCUUAUAUCGCAACUCCUAACAAAAACCAAGCAGUCAAGCCUUCAAAACAAGAAAAGUAGAUCAAUGGGUGCUUGUAGCCCACCAAUUUCCCAUCUUCUUCCCAACCCUAACAAAACCCUAAUCACUGUCAACAAAAGGAAGCCCUUGUUCAUCAUCGUUUCCUCAUCUUCGAAGCCCCAAUUAACAAUACAAAGGAGACAAUUACUGUUGCUUUCUAUUCCAAUUUCAAUCACAACGAUUCAGCUGAGUUGCUGUUCGGGUUCAGCUGUUGCAGCGUCUAUUUUCGAUCCGGUUACGGAUGCCGAGAGAGCUGCGAGCUCGGAGGUAUCCCGGAGAGUGGCGGAAGCGGUGGAGCUUCUUGAGAAAGGGAGGGAAUUUCAGGCCCAGGGUGAUUAUGUCCAAGCUCUCAAAUACUUUACACAGGUUGUAAGAGAAUACAAAGACUUUGCUCUUUCAGAGUAUGCAAGAGUUGGUAGAGCCUUAGCCUUAUAUGAAGUUGGGGACAAAAACGAAGCAAUUGCAGAAAUGGAGGAUGUUUCCAUUUCUUUAAAAGGAAGUCCAGAAGUACAUGCGGCUCUAGCAGCAGCAUUAUACUCUGAUAAGCAUGCACCUGUGCUUGCUGAAAACCAGUUCACAAUAGCAACUCUUCUUGAUCCAAAAUAUACGGAUCUUGGAUAUGUAAAAGAUACAAAGCAUUGGCCUCCAAGUUUGGUUCAAUCUUUACAAGAUUUUAUUACAUUAUCUUAAGAGAAUGCCAACAAACCUCCAUUGCAUAGGCUAUCUGUAUCAACAUAUCUUCAGACCAAUGUUUUCCAAUAAAUUGAAUGCCAAUGGGCAAUCCAAGUUUGUCAUAUCCAAUCUAUCAUAAACUUUUAAAAGUCAGAUAUAUGCAAAAAAAAAAAAAAAAUAGCAAUGUACUUUUAUUUAUUUGUUUAUUAUAGCAUUCUAUUUCU
This is a messenger RNA of Lactuca saligna, 1165 nucleotides long. NCBI's taxonomy places the organism in Eukaryota, Viridiplantae, Streptophyta, Magnoliopsida, Asterales, Asteraceae. The record is from the annotation of a GenBank genome assembly.